Triplophysa dalaica is the source of this 1017-nucleotide messenger RNA. RefSeq lists its product as uncharacterized. The transcript has 5 exons. Gene Ontology annotation, biological process: generation of catalytic spliceosome for second transesterification step. The record is from RefSeq and is a predicted model, not a curated record. NCBI's taxonomy places the organism in Eukaryota, Metazoa, Chordata, Actinopteri, Cypriniformes, Nemacheilidae. Bases 25 to 816 code for a protein of 263 amino acids.
CCUGUUGCCGGAAAUCCGUUUGGAAUGGCGAGAAACGAAGAGAAGCAGCUUGGAAAAUUGAAUCGCUUGUGGCUACAGAAAGAGAAAGAAGAAGGUCGUAUUAAAGAUGUCCAAGUGCCAAGGCCAAAACUUGCGACGUUAAAUUCAGUGGAAGCCGUGAAGAAAUGGAUUCCGAGAAUUACGAAGGAGAUAGAAUACUAUCUGCAGCAGUCUCAGUUGUCUCACUACCCAGAGAGAAAAAUAGAUGAGUUCCAUCAACACAUUGAGGGUCUGCAGAAGGAAUACAAACGCUAUUUGAACAAACUGCGCUUCCUGGACCCCACCUGCAAAACCACACCCUGGAAACCUCGAUUAUACACCAAAAGGAGACAGGAGCCACACAACAGUCUAAACACCAGCAAAAGAGCUUGCCACAAUAGCCUAAGAAGCCUCAGCAGAUCAGAAGAUUUUAAUGGAGACACCCACCCAGACGCCACUGAACAGCCAACAUCUCAUGCUACUGUACUACCCUCCUUAUCAACUCCCAUUACCACACAAGCUUCAGAUCUUCCAGACCAGGACCUCCCACUGUGCUUUGAUCAGACCCGGCUAGGGGUGGCGGUGGCUAGUUCACGGGUGGCUCUUGUAGGACAGAAACAAGACACUGGUAGACUGACACGUGUGCUGCUCUCCGGCCUGCCCAAUCUUCACAGCCUCCCACUGGCACGGAAAACAGCUACAGAAAAACAACAGCCUUCCAAUGCUGAAGUACCCUGCAAUAAAAACAUACUUUGCCUCAGCUGCUACUCGUCCUCCUCAGAAGAGGACGUCGACUGAGAAAAUGCAUUUUUAUCAGUUUCUAACAUGUGUAAUAUACAGUAUAUCAUUUUUUUUUCUUGGCUUUCUUGAUUUUUGUUAUUUUGCUCCGUGGAAUACAAAGAGCUUCUGUCAGUUGAUAUUCAAUAUGUAAUUUAGAACUUCAUAUAUGGUGCAUGAAAGUGAAACUUGAAAGUAAAACAUUUUCAAAUGAAACCUGAA